AACAUUUUUCCUUAAGAAACUCUGCAAUGAAGAUUCAUCUCCUUUUCUUUAUUCUAUUCCUUUUGGUCACAGUUUUACCAGCCAAAAGGAAAUAUCCCCAAUAUGGUAGCUUGGAUUUGUCAAAAGAGUGCAUAGAUGGUAACGGUCGAUGUAGAAAUUAUUGCCCUGAAAAUGAGGUUAGAAUCGCUUACUGCAUCAGGCCAGGAACUCAUUGCUGCCUGGAGUCUGAAGGAUGAGAGAAGAAAAGAGACAAAGGCUCCAAGAGAAGAUAAGUGUUAUGAAGUCUUCCCAGCAUAUCCUUCAAGGCCUGUGUGUCUAUAAAACUCAGAAAAUUAAAUAAAUUUAAUU
Oryctolagus cuniculus (rabbit) is the source of this 348-nucleotide messenger RNA. Its product is annotated as beta-defensin 110. Gene Ontology annotation, molecular function: CCR6 chemokine receptor binding; chemoattractant activity. NCBI's taxonomy places the organism in Eukaryota, Metazoa, Chordata, Mammalia, Lagomorpha, Leporidae. Gene Ontology annotation, cellular component: extracellular region. Gene Ontology annotation, biological process: cell chemotaxis; innate immune response; defense response to bacterium. The record is from RefSeq and is a predicted model, not a curated record.